GCGUCGGACAUGAUGACCAUCCAGUUUGACAUGGUCGAGCUCCGGAACCGGCUGAGCGACCAGUCCAAGGCCAUCGCCGCGAACCAGGAGGCGCUGGAGGCGGGCCGAUCGCAGCUGGAGGAGAAGGACGACAAGCUCCGCGCCGCGCUGGAGCGGCAAGAGGAGCUGAUGAGCGAGUUCAACGCCGUGACGGAGAAGCUCCAGGAAAAGGUGGACCACCUCUCCAGGGACCUGGAGGGCAGCCGGUCGUCCUACCACGCUCUCGAG
This is a messenger RNA of Prorocentrum cordatum, 267 nucleotides long. The record is from the annotation of a GenBank genome assembly. Lineage: Eukaryota; Dinophyceae; Prorocentrales; Prorocentraceae.